UAUAUUGCGGACGCAAGAAAUUCUUUUGUAAUGGCUGGCGUUGCAUUACACCGUCUUCCACGUGUCUGCGUGCCGUUACGGUACGCGUUGGAAAUAAAGCCAUGCUUGAAAACCUUCAAGUUCUUUGGAAAGGAAUCCAUUGCUCUAGAGGUUGGUUUUACACUUAUUCUUGAAUUUCAGCAAGGACCGGCUUCUUUGGAACUAGAAUUCACGGGAGAAAUUUCAGACAAAAUGGUUGGGUUUUAUCGCAGCAAUUAUACUGAUAAUGAAACAGAAAAGGUUAUGCUGGCCACUCACUUUGAACCUUCAUGUGCACGCAGGGCUUUCCCGUGUUGGGACGAACCGGAGUACAAAUCAGUAUUCAGCAUCAAAAUUUUAGCACCAAAAGAAAUGACCGCUAUCUCAAACAUGCCUGUCGCAUCACAAGUAGACCAUGAUGAUAACUACGUUGCAUACCAGUUCGAGGAUACACCUAAAAUGUCCUCCUAUUUGGUCGCGUUUGCCAUUGGUGAGAUGGAGUUUGUGGAAGCUCGUGACAGCAACAGUGUACUCGUUCGGGUAUACUCGCGGCCAGGAUUUGUUUCUCAGCGUGGCCAAGGAGAGUUUGCUCUGGCUACAGCGUGUCGAAGUCUGCCAUUUUUUGGCGAAUACUUCGGAACGAAAUACCCAUUACCCAAGCUGGAUAUGUUGGCUGUUCCAGAUUUUGCUGGGGGAGCGAUGGAGAACUGGGGUUUAGUUACAUUCCGUGAGCGGGCUCUGCUUGCUGACAAAGAAACGGCUUCUGCGUGGUCCAAGGAAAGGAUCGCUCUCACAGUGAGCCAUGAACUGGCUCACAUGUGGUUUGGUAACCUGGUCACAAUGCGCUGGUGGACUGAUUUGUGGCUUAAAGAAGGGUUUGCCACAUGGAUUGAAUAUCUUUGUGUCAAUCAUUGCUAUCCGGAAAUGGAUAUUUGGGUGAGUCAGUUCACCUCGACCGGCUUCACUUUCCGACUAGUAAUUCACUACUGUGGGUAUCUACCGCUCCACACUCUCUUGUCAAGGGUUGGGCAAGGCUGGAAGAAAAGCUGCUGUAGUCUAAUCAUGACUUGGCCUGGAGGUAUAAAUAAAUUAGCCUCAGCUUUGUCUUCGAUUGGUGCCUCACACUUUAUCGCGAGGCUAGGAACGCCAUUGAAAUCCCGUUUCCCACAAAGAACAAACAAACACAAAAUAGAGGAAAAAAUAUCGUAG
Molecule: messenger RNA, 1227 nt
Organism: Echinostoma caproni
Lineage: Eukaryota; Metazoa; Platyhelminthes; Trematoda; Plagiorchiida; Echinostomatidae
Source: the annotation of a GenBank genome assembly